AUGGAUAUCACAGCACCAAACAUAUCAACUGCUUCAACGUCCACCUCGGAUACUUCAAAUGAAAAUUUAAAUAACGCGAGUACUCCACCUCCCAAAUCACCAACCAUAAUUCCAACAUCUUUACUUGCUACACCUCCUACACCAAUAUCGAAUAUUUCGGAAGCUAGUUCACAAAUUCCAAGGCCAAAUUCCGGACCUAUUUACUCGGCUGUUUACUCCGGUGUUCCAGUAUACGAAUUUCUUGUAAGAGAUGUUGCUGUAAUGAGGAGACGACCGGAUUCAUAUUUAAAUGCCACUCAAAUAUUAAAAGUUGCUGGUCUCGAAAAAGGAAAACGUACCAAAAUCAUUGAAAAAGAAGUUUUAACCGGUGAACACGAAAAAGUUCAAGGAGGUUAUGGAAAAUAUCAGGGUACUUGGGUUCCUUUUGAAAGAGGAAAGGAACUUGCAGAACAAUAUGGUGUUCUUGAAAUUUUACGUCCAUUAUUGGAAUAUCAGCCACCAAAACACGAUGUACCAUAUUCAUCUUCUCCAUAUACACCUACAAAAGAACAAGCGAUGGCUGCUCUACGUCGAAGAAACGCGCAAAGUAAUCAGAAUAGUAAUAGUAACAUAGUAAACGGCAUGCCAAAUGGAUCCGUCAAUUUCGGUCAUGAAGAAGCUACCGCACAUUCGGAAGUUUCUGAACCAAUACAAACUAUAAGUGAAAUUGAAGACGAAGAACGUCUUCGAAGUAUAUUGUUAGCUAUUUAUUGUAAUGAGGAUCCCAAUUCGAUCCCUGAACUCAUAGUACAAGUUUGUUCGCCAUCACCAGCAGAUUACGAUUUAGUUCUUGAUGAAGGUGGACAUACCUCUCUUCAUUGGGCAGCUGCAUUAGGUCGUUUACAAAUUGUAGAAUUAUUAUUAUCAAAAGGUGCCAAUUCACAAAAAGCUAAUUAUGAUGGCGAAUCAGUUUUGGUCCGUUCUGUUUUAACAACUGCAAAUUAUGAGGCACAAACAUUUUCUAGUAUAAUUGAACUUCUCCGUGACAAUAUACAUAUGACCGACAAAGACAAUCGUUCUGUCUUUCAUCAUCUGGCAUUGAGCGGGGCCGUCAAAGGUCAUAGUGCUCCAGCAAAAUAUUAUAUGGAUUGUUUGUAUGAGUGGAUAACAUCACAUAACAUCGAUAUCUCAACUGUAUUAAAUAUUCAAGACUCUAAUGGCGACACGGCUUUAAAUCUUGCUACGAGGCUAAAACAAACUCACAUGUGUCGGCAGUUACAAGAAAUGGGUGCAAAUCGUCAGAUUGAAAACAAAGUAGGAUUGCGACCCUCAGAUUAUAGCCCGAAUGCCACUGAGCAAAUGGAAAUCGACGAAAUUCAAGAAAAUGGACAACCUCAGUCUAAUGAAACGAUAAUAGACGUCUUCACACAACCGGAUACAAUAACAUAUACUAAUCCGCGUAAAAGAAACAGAGAAAUCGUUGAAGUCAUCCACAAAUUGGUUGAAGAUGCAGAAAAUGAAUGGAUAGAACAGAUUAAAACAAAAGAUGAGCAAAUUAAUAACACCCGAAACAAAUAUAAUCGAGAUUCAAGACUACUUAUGGAAGCACAGAGAACCAUGCAAUGGUAUCGUUCACAAGAAAAGGAAUAUGAAGAAACUGAAACUAGAAUCAAAUUCCUUGAAACGGUGUUGCGUAGCGAGCGCGAUGAUGAUCAAGAAGAUUUUGGCCUAAGAAAGCGUCAGAAACUCUCACAUUCGAAUGGGAACGACUCUAAUGAUAAAUUAUCUGUAGCAUCAACUACUAUUUCUUCUCCAAUAACCCAAUUGCCACCGAUAGAAACAACAACGUCAUCAGAACCAACGGUUACAGUGCAAACAACAACGACAGCAAAUAGUUCUUGUAAUGAUUCCGCAACAACUUCAACGAUCCCGAACGCAGAUUUACUUUCUACGGAGACUGCCUCAAUAGAGCAAAAUAAGCUCCCAGAAAUUAUAAUCACACCACCAAAUGAUGCUGCUCCGCCACCGUUAGUUCAAACUCAACCGACUGCUCAUACUACCGACGAAAUGAUUGAUGGCGAAAUAAGGAGCUUACAGGCACAAAUCACCGCAUAUAUACGUGAUCAAGAGCUUCUCAAACAGGAAAUUGAAGCUCUUGCUGCGAGCACUGACAGGUCUGAGAUGCAGUAUAAAGGCAUCAUUGCCUCGUGUUGCAAACUCGAUAUUGAUAAAGUAGAUGAUUUUGUUGAAAGCAUAAUUAGUGCUAUUGAAAACGAUAGUAAUGAACUCAACCGGGACCAUAUAGGAGCCUUUAUGAAUAAGGUUCGUGGCUCCGAAAGCCUAAUUUAG
Molecule: messenger RNA, 2328 nt
Organism: Rhizophagus irregularis DAOM 181602=DAOM 197198
Lineage: Eukaryota; Fungi; Glomeromycota; Glomeromycetes; Glomerales; Glomeraceae
Cellular component (GO): MBF transcription complex; SBF transcription complex
Molecular function (GO): transcription regulator activity; DNA binding; protein binding
Source: RefSeq, a predicted model, not a curated record